AUGCAGAAAGCAUCCUACUAUGACAACCCCAGUCUGUUUGGAGGCUACUCAUACCAGGGAGGUGGUUUGGGUUAUGAAGGGCCACAGCAGGCUUUUGCAGCUUCACCCCACCUCGACAAUGACUUCCAGAGGUCUUCUUGCUCCCUGCAAUCCCUGGGACACAAUGGGCCACUGGCCAAACCGAAAAACCUAAAUGGGAGCUGUAUGCGUUCUAGUCUGUCUUCUGAGCACCACCAGCCCUCUUCUCUCUCCCCCCAAGAGAACCCCACUGUUACUCCCAAUAACAAUAGCAACAGUGCCCAGUCUGGAGCCAACAAGUCCUCCUUGGUGAAAACACAGGCCACCUGCAGUCCUGCCAGCAAACAAAUCUUCCCAUGGAUGAAAGAGUCCAGGCAAAACUCCAAGCAGAAAUCCAGUCCCCCCACCACAGUGGCAGAGAGCUGCAGUGGUGACAAGAGCCCCCCGGGUUCUUCUGCCUCCAAGAGAGCACGCACGGCCUACACCAGCGCACAGCUUGUGGAACUGGAAAAAGAGUUUCACUUCAAUCGCUAUUUGUGUCGACCAAGGAGGGUGGAAAUGGCAAAUCUGCUGAACCUCAGUGAACGGCAGAUUAAGAUUUGGUUCCAGAACCGCAGGAUGAAGUACAAGAAAGAUCAAAAGGUAAAAGGGUUGUCUUCAUCCUCUGGAGGACCUUCACCAACCAGCACUCCACCCCUGAGCAUGCAGUCUUCUGCAGGCUUCUUGGGAUCCAUGCAUUCAAUGACUGCUAACUAUGAGACCCCUUCACCACCUUCCUUUAAUAACAAACCCCACCAAAAUGCCUACUAUCAGACCCCUGCAAAAGGUUGUCCUUCCCAGCAGAAGUAUGGAAACACUGCUCCAGAAUAUGACCAUCAUGGCCUACAAGGAAAUGGGAGUAGUUAUGUAUCUCCUAAUAUGCAAGGGAGCCCAGUGUAUGUUGGGGGGAACUAUGUGGAUUCAGUGUCAGCACAAGGCCCUUCUCUGUAUGGUCUGAACCACCUUGCACACCAGACCAACAAUAUGGACUACAGUGGAGCUCCACCCAUUCCAACCAACCAGCAUCAUGCACCUUGUGAAUCUCAUCCAACCUACACAGAGCUCUCUUCACAUCAUCAGGGAAGGAUCCAAGAAGCCCCUAAACUGACCCAUUUGUGA
Molecule: messenger RNA, 1176 nt
Organism: Staurois parvus
Lineage: Eukaryota; Metazoa; Chordata; Amphibia; Anura; Ranidae
Source: the annotation of a GenBank genome assembly